AUGAGUGCACGGGAACUCAAUCAAAAGCAAUUCAAAGAAGAAAGAAAACAAUCAAUCAAGCUUCUAACCUUUAAUACCUGGGGGUUAAAGUAUAUUUCCAAGUUUAGGAAACAACGAUUGAGAGCAAUUGCAGAUUCUUUGGCAAACCCUGCGUCAGAAGACGACGACUAUGACAUAGUUGCUCUACAAGAGGUCUGGUGUGAAGAAGACUGGCAAUAUUUGGAUCUUGUAUGUCGAGUUAGAUAUCCUUAUAGAAGAAUUUUUAGAUCAGGAAUUGUGAGUGGUCCUGGUUUAGCAGUUUUGUCCAAGAUCCCAGUGACAGAGACUUUUCUUUAUCGUUUCCCAAUCAAUGGUAGACCAUCAGCAUUCUUUAGAGGGGAUUUCUAUGUUGGCAAAAGUAUUGCCGUUACCAUGUUUCAACCACAACAUGCAGAUAUUCUUCCAAUUGCUUUAUUGAAUUCUCACAUGCAUGCACCAUAUGGAAAAGGGGAUGCAAGUUAUUCGACACAUAGAGCUUGUCAAGCUUGGGAUUUUGCCAAAUUGGUUCGUAUGUUAAAAAAAGCAGGUUAUGCUGUUAUUCAAGUUGGAGAUUUAAAUUCAACACCUGAUUCUUUACCUUAUAAAUUAUUUACUAUUGAAGGUGGAUUGUCUGAUUCAUGGAAUAUUCUAAAUAAAGACAGGGUAAUUCCGAAUGAAGAAAUUGCUAAAUUGUCACUUGAAGAUCAGAUUCUUUUGGCUGGUGUUACAUGUAAUUCAAGACUCAAUACUUGGAGAUCAACGCGACCACUUUGGGAAGCAUGUCGAUUGGAUUAUGCGUUAAUUGACGCGGCAAAUAUCACUCCUAUUGAUGCGAAAGUAAAAUUUGUUGAUAAACUUAAUCCACCAUUUCGCUGUUCGUAUUCAGACCAUUUUGCUUAUAGUGUUGAUUUGGUCGUUAAUUCUAUCAAUAAUAGAAAAAGUUAUAGCUCAGGUGCCAAUGAUGAGGAGAAGGAAGCGGUUUAUAGAGAGUUGUUGGCUGAGAUCUCCCAAUAUCGAAAGUUCACUAUUCCUAGACAAUUGUUGUGGAGAAAAUUUCAUUUUAUUUUAUCAUUUGCAACAAUAAUUGGUAUGCAUAUAGGAAUUGCAUUCGUCGUUGAUGUUGCUGCUUGGGUUUCCGUUGUUUUUUUAUUUCUAUCAUCCAUCAUAAUAAUUACAGGUGGUCUCAAUGGUUUGAUCUGGUACAUGGGAGUCAGAUCAGAACUGAGAGCCUUACAAGAAGUCCAGAUGGAAGUUGAAGAUGCUUAUAAUUUUCUUGUUAAACAAAAUUCAUAG
Molecule: messenger RNA, 1311 nt
Organism: Candida tropicalis MYA-3404
Lineage: Eukaryota; Fungi; Ascomycota; Pichiomycetes; Serinales; Debaryomycetaceae
Gene: ISC1
Product: inositol phosphosphingolipid phospholipase
Exons: 1
Coding region: 1-1311 (436 amino acids)
Cellular component (GO): cytoplasm
Molecular function (GO): sphingomyelin phosphodiesterase activity
Source: RefSeq, a predicted model, not a curated record